Molecule: messenger RNA, 3737 nt
Organism: Pungitius pungitius (ninespine stickleback)
Lineage: Eukaryota; Metazoa; Chordata; Actinopteri; Perciformes; Gasterosteidae
Gene: bend3
Product: BEN domain containing 3
Exons: 4
Coding region: 789-3215 (808 amino acids)
Biological process (GO): negative regulation of transcription by RNA polymerase II; rDNA heterochromatin formation
Cellular component (GO): heterochromatin
Molecular function (GO): rDNA binding
Source: RefSeq, a predicted model, not a curated record
CAUGGUGACAGACAGUAGGGUACCACACUGCUGUUGUUGCAGUCUCUUUCCACUUGAGGGCGAUGUUUGCCCACCCAACGCGAGUUGUGUCGUUCAAAAUGUACAAAGAUAUUGAAUGCACCAAGAGGUGUCACUCCCAUCCUACUUCUAUUUUUGCUUUACUAAAUUACUUUUAUUACCACCGAUUUUUUUUAAUGCAAUCGAAUAUUACAUUUAAAUAGAGCGUGCACAGACAAAGUGCCCAUUUGGUGAAGCAUAUAUUAUGAGUGUACUGAUUUAUAUAUUAUAUCGUUAUUACAGUUGCAAUAUAAUGUAAGCAUCACUUUAGUUACAUCUUUGGCUACGGAACGAAUUAUUUUUUUGUAUCAUGUGAGCGGUUGUAUUUACUGUAUAAUAAAAUAGUAAUGCGAAAAAUAAAACUGCAUAUAUGCAGCGAAGCUAAAAUGUGUCAACUUCAGGUAAUCACUUUUUUUAAAGCGCAUAACUAUUGUCAUAAUACACGAAUACGACUUUAACGUCACCAUUAUUUGUUUCAUAAAAACUUUUUGUUUAUUUUUAUUUUCCUUUAUCUUACACAGCUGUGCGGAAGUGACACAGCAGGCGCGCGCCUUGGUCGCGUCACGCGAGAAAGCACAGAAGCCGAGCGAGGAAAAAAAAAAGAGAUAUUUAUUUAUAUAUUUCUAUCAACAAGACUAACAGUUACCUGCAAAUAGAGCACGGAGCUGGCCCGCAGACAUGCCCGAGGCGUCGCUAGCAGUCCGGGAGGAUUGCAUGGACUCGUGAAGGCUAUGAAUUCCUCUGAGCAUGGAGAAGUUUCAGAAGAAGCAAUGCUUGAGAAAGAACACAACCACGGCCAGGACGUCAAGGAGGAGCCAGAAGACUUUGCUGUUUGCGUGCCACCUGAAGGACCCCGAGGAGGCCCUCCCGGAGCCACCGAGGCUGCUGAACAGUCCUCUGUGGGGACGGGCCCUUUCACAAACCAGUCCUCCAGCAGCAAGAGACCCCGACUCUCUGGCGAGAUGAGGCAGAGCUUAGUGGAGGAGAGCAGCAGACACAAGCCUCUUUGCCUCACCACAAGCGGGGAGCGGAGGAAUUACGUCCAGCAGAAACCCAGGGUCUCCCACAGGAAGCCUCUCUUCAGCAUCUCCCACAGGAUCUCGGAGAAGAGGAACACGCCAAGCGUGGAGCAGCAGGCUGGGCACGAUGCCGCCAAUCAGCUCGAUUACGCCCGCAUCCUCUCCUCCAACGGCCCGCCGGAGAGCCUCCCCGCCUCAGACGCCUCAGGCCAGGCCCCGACAACGGACACCAGCCUUUAUCCGCUGAUUGAGAAAAUGUUUCUCAUCCUCAAUACCCUCAAUUCAAGCAUGACCCAACUGCACAGCAAAGUGGACUUGUUAACCCUCGAGGUCAUGCGGAUAAAGAAGCAGAUCAAGCCCGCCGAGAUGGUGACGGAGUUCCAGCCGCCCCCCGAAUAUCUGCUAGCAAGUGACGAACUGAAGCAGCUGAUGGAGCAGACAUCGAGCGCCGGGGAGCUCGGGUGCCGGCUGCUGGUGCACCUCUUCCCAGAGCUGUUCAAGGCCAGGGACUGCUCCCAUGAAUGCAUGGCGAGCAAGAGGACGCUGGAGUCCCUCCAUCUGCAGCUGAUCCGCAACUACGUCGAAGUGUGCUACCCUUUGGUCAAGAACAGCAGCGUCUGGCAGGAGGAGUGCCUCCUUCAGAUCAAUGACUUGUUCAAUCGCUUCUGGGCACAAAGGGACAUGGAAAGUGCUCGGCUGCUAAGGAAGCAGACGAUCACAGGCGCCUUGAUAAAGGCGGAGCAUCCUCAGACCUACCGGUUCAUCAACGAGGAGGGCCGGGAGGAGCACGUCCCUUUCGAUAACCAGCAGAGCAGCGAGGCUUCCUCGGACCUUGCGUUCAACACGCUGGACGAGUUCUCCUCACCUGAGGAUUUUGUCGUUUUUCUCAUGCACCGUCUCUUCCCGGAGGUUUUUGAAGAAGGAAAAAUGCCAGAAGGCUACGGCCGAUUCAGUAGUGUGGGGCAGCUAAUUCUGGACUCGGACAAGAUGGAAAUCAUAAGGAAGUACAUGGAGGCCAAUUUUCCGGAUGUGCCUGAAGACAGCUGGCUUCAGGUGUGCAUUCAGCACAUGGAGGAUGCUCUGGAGGGUCCUCACAGUAACGGCAACGGGAGCGACCCUGACAAUAUCAACGACGAGGGUUACGACCUUGGCAGCCCCCCCGAGGAUGUCUCGAUCAUUAAGGCUCGAGAAGCAGGAGAUAACGAAAGGCCCGGUCGCAAGGCCAAAAAGUCGCUGCUUCCGCCGGUGGAUUUUGACAAUCUCGAGGUUCCUCCUCCGGAUUUCUCUAUUCCCCAGCAGUACCUCUUGUCCAGGGAGCAGCUGAAGAGCAACUAUGAAUGUAGCCUGUCCAUCGGGAACUUCGCCUCUCGACUGCUGGUGCUCAUGUUCCCCGAGCUCUUCACCCUUGAGAACGCGCGAAAGCAGUACAACUGCAGCGGCUCGCUCGGGAAAAAGCAGCUCGACCCCGUUCGCGUGAACCUCAUCCGCCACUACGUGCAGCUGGUCUACUCCCGGGCCAAGAACGACCGAGUGUGGAUGUUGGAAUUCGUGGGCAAGCUCGACGAGAGGUGCAGGAGGCGCGACACGGAGCAGAGGAGGUCCUAUCUGCAGCAGCGCAAGGUGUACGGUCAAGAGUCCGAGCAGGACUUUCUCUGCCACCUGAACCAGCUCAAUCCGGACGGCCUGAGGGAGGAUCUGGACGCUCCCUCUUUGCCCCCUGAGAAAAGCAGCAAGGACUUCUGUAAGAUCCCCCUGGACGAGCUGACUGUGUCCACGCCAGACUUCCCAGUGCCCCUCGUCUACCUCCUCGCAGACUCCGAGGUGCGAGAAAUCGUCCAGCAGAGUCUCUCCGUCGGCAACUUUGCCGCCCGCCUGCUGGUGCGCCUCUUCCCCGAGCUCUUCACUCAGGAGAACCUGCGGCUGCAGUACAACCAUUCGGGGGCGUGCAACAAGAAGCAGCUGGACCCGGUCCGCCUGCGGCUGAUCCGCCACUACGUGGAAGCCGUGUAUCCUGUGGAUAAGAUGGAGGAGGUGUGGCAUUACGAGUGCGUGCCGAGCAUCGACGAGCGCUGCCGGCGCCCCAACCGCAAGAAGUGCGACAUCCUGAAGAAGGCCAAGAGGUCGAGCGCUGUGUCCUAGUUACAGUAGCAUUCAGUUAUGCAACACCUGGUUGGAAAAAAUAAAAUAAUAUUGCACAGUAUAUAAGCUGAAACCGCUUUGUUGAACCUUUUUCAAACUGUUCUAUGUAGGAUGAAGCCAAGCUGUUCGGAGUUUCUUCAAUACUAUUCUUAGUCCUCUUUAACCUUGUGACUACAGCAGUAGAUGUUUUAGUUUGUGUAGUCUUAUUAUUGUUGGAUAAAACUGCUUCUAUUUAUAAGCCCAAAUGGUCAUAGCUCUUCUAACCAACUGUUGAUAAAUGUUGUAGCCUUAAACGAUGACAGUAGCUAAUAGCGUAGGCCACAUAUUUGCCCUAUGGAUAGAAAUGGAUCACAAUGAUGUGAUGCGUUUCCUUUGCAGUUACCGAUGUAGCAUUGUGCCACCACUGUUUUAAUAACAAUGUGCUUAUGUUAAGCAUUCUUAUAGAAAUUUAUAUUAUGACGAUUUAACGUGACAAUGGAUCAUGAUAACCGAUUUCUAAUAAAACCACAGUUAUAAAUGUGA